This is a messenger RNA of Mollisia scopiformis, 1402 nucleotides long. RefSeq lists its product as uncharacterized. NCBI's taxonomy places the organism in Eukaryota, Fungi, Ascomycota, Leotiomycetes, Helotiales, Mollisiaceae. Bases 218 to 1090 code for a protein of 290 amino acids. The transcript has a single exon. The record is from RefSeq and is a predicted model, not a curated record.
CUUGACCACUCAGCGCAUUUUCAAUAGCGUCCUUUGACGCAAGGCUUUCCGGACAGAAAUCGGAAUGACACCACGAAUCCUACUUAUUAAUGCCACGAGGCUCUGUGAAGAGUGAGUAGUGUACUUUGUACGGGUGCGGGUGCAUUGUUGUUUGACUUCACAACCUCAACAUCUUGAACACCCCGCCAAGUAAUUACGCAUUCGAUUAAAGCCCACCAUGGACGAAUCCAGAAACUAUAAACCAUCGAAGUCAAGCAGUUUCGGUAUGGGGAAGUUGAAAAUGGACAAUCUAAUGCCUGCGAUGCAGAAAGCCGCAAAGGUCACAACGAAACAUACUUUAAAAGCUGGAGAUAAGCUACAGACAUUUGCCCAGAAGCAACAGUCUCAAUUUUCUGCAGCAUAUCAGGCAUACAAUCAGCAAGGACAAUUUGGUGCUCAAGCACAUAACCCACAAACCCAUCCUCAGCAGCCCUACCAACCUCAAGGUCAUCAGUAUCAGCAACAUACAGCUGCUCCCCACACACAAAGACCACAGAGCUAUCAAACUCACCAACAUGCCCCAUCUCAACCUCUAGGAUAUCAGCAAUACCAAUCUGACCAGCAACUAAAUCACCUCUCGCAUCAGAUCCAACAAGGUGUCAAACACCAAGUUCAUAAUCAAUUGCACAAUCAGCAACAGCAGCAGCAGCAGCAGCAACAACAACAACAACAAAACCAAGCAUACCAGAAUCAACAAAAUGCAUACGCAAUGCAGGCUCAACCCGUCAUGUUCGCUCCAUCAUCCUUACCUUCCUACGACGACAGUUUUCUACCAGCGACUCCAACAGAUCCGGACUCGUAUUCUCUGGCAUCAGAUUCUGCCGACGGCGAUACGGGAUACGAUUCUGAUCCUCCGGGCUUCGAUGAUUCAUAUGGGCCUGCGACGCCAAGUAGUUUUGGAGGUGAUGAUGGAAUGGACGGUAUGAGUGAUAGCGGGGUAGAUGAUACAGGUGCGGGGUCGGACGUGGACGUGCAGAGCGACCCGGAUGAUUCAUUCGACGAUGGCAAUGAUAAUAUGAGCUUCGAUGAUGGAGACAGUUUCUCUAUGUAAAUACCUGGUGGCGGUGGGAUAAUACCAGACUUAUGAACAAAAGCAAGAUGUAGAGACAGACAUCAGAAGGCACCAGUCUACAUGUUAAAACACUAUCUCACAACUAACCGAGAAGGACGACAUUCUUGGGCCUUGGAGGCACAUAGGAUCAAGGGCUUGCGGAUCUGACCCGAAAAGCUUACAGGAGAGCAGCUGUGUAGCCUAGUGGGAGGUUAGCUUCGAGCUAAGGAAUAGGGGAAGCGAGCCCAAGCGAAGUCAGAAUAGGAGGACAUGGCAUCAGUCUUCAAUGUGUCUUUCUGACGCUGGAUUAUA